Messenger RNA from Motacilla alba alba, 3432 nucleotides. It is a transcript of the gene PIMREG, whose product is annotated as PICALM interacting mitotic regulator. Lineage: Eukaryota; Metazoa; Chordata; Aves; Passeriformes; Motacillidae. The coding region runs from base 501 to 1346 and encodes 281 amino acids. The record is from RefSeq and is a predicted model, not a curated record. The transcript has 6 exons.
CGCGCGCGCGGGGCCCAGCCAAUUGCGGCGGCCGCGGCGGCGGCAGCGGCGCCAAUCGGGGGCGCGGGGGGCGGCGCGGCAUUCAAACGCGGGGGCGCGCACAAGGGAACGGCUGCGGGGAGGUGGCGGCUCGGUACCGAUCCGGGCCCCGGUUUCGUCCUCGCACUGCGACAUACGUAUCCGCAAUCAUAACUGGCAGGAGACAAUAGCAGCUGUGUAAACUUGUCUCGCAGUGGAAGGUUGUUUUGAUUAAAGAAGGCAAAAAUUUGGGAUAUCAGAUCUUGAUCUGAGACCAAAACAAUGCACUCAUAGAGCAUUCUACCUUCAAACUAGAGUUUUGCAGUGGAAUUGCAAUACAAGACUUCUUUGUGGACUUGCGCAAACCUAAAUAGCUGUAAAAAUCAACCCUGUUCUCUUUCAAGACUCCAACUAAAAGUCUGCUCAGGUCUGCUUUUCUCGUUUCAGAAAUAAAGACGUUCUUGACCAAGAACUGGAACAAGAUGGCAUCUGUGCUCCAAAAUGUCAGAGCAACAGUGGCUUGGAGGAAACACCGGCUCCUAGCUGACCUCAAUGAGAAUGAAAGCCCCGUGCCUGACAAAUUCAAGAGAAGGGCCUCUCUGAGUUCUCUCAAUACCAUUCGUAUGUCUUUAAGGAAACGGGUACCAUUAAAGCAAGUCGAGCUGAAUUUUCAUACAACCCCAACUAGGGAAAGUCUGGAACCAAGGCAGAGGUGCCAAACUCUUCAGACUAUUAAAAAAAGAGCAAAAUAUGCUUUUGGAACAGUGUCCCAGAAAAUACGGAAGUCUUGCCAAAGCCCAGUACGCUCCAUGGUGACCUUUCCAGCUGAAUCCAUCAGCAGAAGCUGUGUGACGAGUUCUACCAAAAAAAGAACUGCUACACCUCGAACACCUAGCUAUAAGAACAUUACUCCAGCAGCCAGUUCCAAAGGCACUCCAAGGUCCAGCAAAAGGGCCUUGCUUGGGCCAACAAGGGUGUCAGAACAUAGAGAAUUGAGGGGGUUCUCAUCCUUGCUUGGUAAAAAUGUUGUCUCUCUUCGGAGAUCCAGAAGAGCAGCAGCACUGAAAAGCCCUUAUUCAUCUCCUGCUCCUUCCAGCAGAAAGAUAGAGUUUGACCACGAGUUGGAACUGGUCUCCUCAGGGAUUUGCCAAUUGAACCGCAUCUCUCAAGCAUUCGAUGAUGCCAUGGUGAAAGAGGAGAGGCAACAAGCAAUAUCAAACUACUACUAUAUAAUGGCACAAAACUCAAAGUCUGUACUUCAAUCCCUGAAACCAUCUCAAGCUAUCAGAAGGCAAGCUAAGAAACUCCAUCAAGCACUUGGUACCUAGACAGAGAUGGCUGUAACUAUUUUUUCAUGUUUCCAAGUUUAUGAGCACAUACAAGAGAGAGGUCUGAAUAGCACCUGAAAGGCUGCACUCUAUACACUUGAAUGAGGCAUUACACUUUUUUUUUUUCUUUUUAUGAAACAGCUCAGGACUUCCCUUGCUUUCUCUUUUCAAGUAAAGAGAGAAUCAAAGUAGUACUGACCACAGUGUAAUAUCCCCGCAGAGAUGAGGGAACCAUCUUGGAAGUGACUUUCAUGAGGCAGUAGGUACUUAGAAAAUGAUGCUGAACUGGCCAGUAAGAAUGGCCAAGCAAGGGCUGAUGACAGACUUAUGAAGAGUAAUCCUAGGUAAGAGUAGUGCUUAAAUUGGUAUCCAGCAGCCAUGAGAUUUAGCACAAAUACUUUCCAUGUGAAAAACAUUGGUCUAUUAUUUUGAAAGCCUAACUUGUUGGGGUUUUUUUAUUACUAGCAAACUCAUUAUUCAUCAUGUUAGCUGGAAGUUAAAACAGUAGUGGCUUCUUUGAGUUCUAAGCAAAAUUGCCAUUCCAAAGCAACAGGAUUCUGUGGUGUCACUCAUGCCACAAGAAUAGAAAAGUUGACCUCCAAUCUAUUAUUUCAGACAGAUCAAACUGCCUCUAUUUAUAAUGUUCCACUAGCUACUUGGACAUAUACAGUCAUGAUCCAGUGCUUAUCAAAUUACUGGUAAGAAAAAUCAGUGACACUGUUUGUUUAAAGGCAAGGAAGGUUUUAUUUAAGUGGCUAAUCUGUUUUAAGAUUUUAAAAACCAGCUCACAUCAAAAUCUAUAGCAGUUGUAGAAAUCUUACUCCUUAUUUCAUAUUAAGAAAUUAAUUAUUGUACAUUUUUGAAUCUUUACAAGGCAGCCAUAAGAAAUAUAAACAUUUGUCACCAGAUAGAACCUUCUCACUGACAAUAUUUAAAAGUAUGCACUUAAUAAAACUAUAGACUGAAAGAACACCUACAUUUUCAAGUUUCCUUGUGUGAAUUCAGUUGUAAGGGGACUGCCCCUUUUCACCCCCCCCACAAAUAGAAAAACAAGUUAUGCAUAAGACUUGGGGUUCUGUGAGAGGAUUGCCAUUCUGGGCUGUAUACCAGUCAGCCAGGAAUAACACCACCUUUCAAACUUGCUAUCUGUAAAUCAUGUUUCUGUGUUGCAAUCUGUAGUAUACCAUCUCCCACCACGUCACAGUUAACCUGCAUCUCUUUUCCCCCUCCUGUGUUCUAUGCAUCCAUACAAAUGAACUGUGAAAUUUAUCUUCCCCAUCCCCCCAAAAUUCCAUUCAGUUUCAAGGAUAGCUUAUUGAGAUUAAUACAAGUACUGGGUAAACUGUAAUAAUCCCUCUCUGGGCUUGACCUAAAAUGAGUGAAAGAGCCAACACAUGACUUCAAUUCCAGUGUCCAUGCACAGGAUUCUAGAUGUUCCAGGCCUUAUUUCUGAAAAACAGAUCUUUUCAUGCAGAAAAAUGUGUUAUUACUUCCAUUUUUUAUGGGGGUUCUGAAUUCAGGCUCAUCUGUAGGAACAUAUAGUUAUGUUGAGUGACUAAACAUAAUGGAAGUCUUACCUUGACAACCCACAAUUUCUGCUUAAGCUUUGAACACAGACCACAAGGAAUCACUGCUCUUAGAGAAGCUGAGAAGGUAGGCUGGAAGGUUUUGUAUGUAUAGGAAUUCUAUCCUGUACCAGCUCCAAAAGAGGAAGAAAGUGCCACUUUCUCCCCUGCAUGCCUGACGUGAACAAUUCAAUGCAGAGAUCUUGAGUUCAGAUGCCACACGUCAAUCUCUAAUCAGAAAAAUCAUGAAAUUGUGGUGCAUAAUCCUCGUCUCUCCAUUAUCGGGGCAAUGAGUUUACUAAAAAGAUACCCAUGCUCCACUCAUCUAGUCCUGUGACAAUGUACUCACCUUUCUGCAGCCUAGAUGGCAAGGAAAAAUAAACUGGGGAAAAUCCUACUUGUUCAGUAACAACUGUUAGACCUACAAAUUUUAAAACGUAAAAUACCUACUGAUUUCAGGUAUUGUUUUAAAUGCUUAUUAAAAAACUUUUAGCAAAUUUAAAACAGAAAUGGUAUAGAAA